AUGUCUAAAUCAGAAUCUAAUAAUUUAAGUGAUAAUAAUAGUCGUGAUAUUAAUCCGACAAGUGUUAAGAGUACUGUCCCUAAAAUCAGGCAAGAAUUACUCAAGUGGAACGGAUGGGGAUACAAAGAUUCGGAAUUUGUUGUUAAAGACAAUUCAAUUAUUGAAUUCACUGGGUCACGGUACCCGAUUGGAAACCUGCAGUUGCCUUACUUUACGCAAUGGGUUCAAGAAGUCCUUGGAGUAGAUUUGACAAAAAAAACACCAUCACAGUCAUUACCAGUAUCUUUCCCUGAUCCAAUACUCUCUCAGGACUUUCUAGAUGCCGUCAAAGAAUUACAAAUAGCUUUUUCUACUGAUGGUAUGGAUAGACUGUUUAGGGCUCAUGGACAUACACUUCGUGAAAUGAUUUUGUUGAAACAUGGUCAUUUUGAUAGGAUACCAGAUAUUAUUCUUUGGCCAAAAUGCCAUAAUGAUGUUGAAAGGAUAAUACGAAUAUGCGUCAAGUAUGGAGUCGCUUGUAUACCUUUUGGCGGUGGUACUAGCGUUAGUGGAGCUGCUAGUUGUCCUACAGAAGAACGUCGCACGAUAGUUUCAUUGGAUACAUCACAGAUGAAUCGGAUAUUGUGGAUUGACAGAGAAAACCUCGUUGCUUGCUGUGAAGCAGGUAUUAUUGGACAAGAUCUUGAGCGAGAAUUAAGAUCAAGAGGCUUAACAUCUGGUCAUGAACCUGAUUCAUAUGAAUUUUCUAGUUUGGGUGGUUGGGUAGCAACAAGAGCGAGUGGAAUGAAGAAAAAUACGUAUGGAAACAUAGAAGAUUUAGUCGUACGAGUAAGAAUGGUAACAGGAAGAACAGAAGAUCCAUCAUUGACAUUGGAAAGAGGCGCGCAAGUACCUCGUAUUUCUAGUGGUCCAGAUUUCGAUCAUAUAAUUCUCGGAAGCGAGGGUACUCUUGGUGUAGUUACAGAAGUUGUUUUCAAAGUCCGUCCACUACCAAAAAUAGUCAAGUACGGAAGUGUUAUCUUUCCGAACUUUGAGAGUGGUGUCGAUGCGAUGAGAGAAGUCGCACGCCAACGGUGUCAACCAUCGAGUAUUCGAUUGAUGGACAAUGAACAAUUUAGAUUUGGUCAAGCAUUGCGACCUGACAACGGUUGGACAGAUAAGAUUAUGCAUGCCUUUAAACAAGCUUAUGUUACAAAAAUUAAGGGCUUUCAAUGGAACGAUGUAUGCGUAGCUACUCUUUUAUUUGAAGGGUAUGAAGCUAAUGAAGUGGCGGCGCAGGAAAAAAAAAUCUACACCAUUGUUAAGCAAUUUGGUGGAAUGGCUGCUGGUGAAACAAACGGAGAGCGUGGUUAUAUUCUAACAUUUGUCAUUGCUUAUAUCAGAGAUUUGGGAUUAGAGUACGGAGUAUUGUCUGAAUCUUUUGAAACCUCUGUACCUUGGAGCCGUGCAUUGUCACUUUGUAAAAACGUUAAAUCUCGCGUGUCACGCGACUGCAAAGAACGAGGUAUAAAGCAUUAUCUUAUGUCCUGCCGAGUCACGCAAACUUACGACGCAGGAUGUUGCAUAUACUUUUAUUUGGCAUUCAAUUAUAUUGGUUUGCAUGAACCCGUUGAAACUUAUGAAACAAUUGAAGAAAAUGCAAGAGCGGAAAUUCUUGCUAGUGGUGGUUCUAUUUCUCAUCAUCAUGGAGUUGGAAAAAUGCGUGCUAAAUUUUAUCCUGAAGCUGUUGGUCAAACUGGAGUCUCACUUUAUCGUGCGAUGAAAGAACAUUUAGAUCCUAAUAAUAUAUUUGCUGCGGGUAAUUUAGUUCCUAAUUAUAGAGCAAAAUUAUAG
This is a messenger RNA of Cotesia congregata, 1833 nucleotides long. NCBI's taxonomy places the organism in Eukaryota, Metazoa, Arthropoda, Insecta, Hymenoptera, Braconidae. The record is from the annotation of a GenBank genome assembly.